GCUCUCAGGUUUCUCUCUGGAUUUACUACUCAGCAAGAUGCCUCUCAUGCGAAUCACUCGAAAAGGAGUUACUCAUUCCUUACACUUUCCGUUCUUAAAAUGAAAUAAGCAUAUUUCUGAGCGACGCAAGAAAAGGAGGAACGCAAGGGAAAUCAAGAGGGAGAGUGCAGGAAGUGCAGUUAAAAAAAGCAUAUCUAUCGCGACACCACGACGCCGUGGCAUUAGUGCGUUCACGAUCAUCCGUCCACGUGACAUUAGCUCCGUGCGCGGUAUAUGCGGUGUCGAGUGUGCGAUAGCUAGUGAUUGAUCCCGUUGUGUCAAAAAUUAUAGGUUUUAAGCGCUAUUUUGUAUGCCGUCCGCGACCGCGGCCCCAAUUCGAAGUACUUGUAUGUCAGCCCGCGUCGGCGUCGAGCGCGCGUCACAGCUAUGAUCAAAUUAUUCUCGUUGAAACAAGCGAAAAAGGAUGGAGAGUCACCCAAGGCUGGUACCCAGAAGAAGGCAUCCGCGGCACAGCUGAGAAUCACGAAAGAUAUAAACGAACUCAACCUACCGAAAACAUGCGGUACAGAAUUCCCGGAUCCCGACGAUCUGCUGAGCUUUAAACUAAUCAUUUGUCCAGAUGAAGGAUUUUACAGAGGUGGUAGAUUUGUAUUUAGUUUCAAAGUUGGACCCAAUUAUCCACAUGAACCACCGAAAGUAAAAUGUGAGACUCAAGUAUAUCAUCCGAACAUUGAUUUGGAUGGCAAUGUAUGCUUGAAUAUUUUAAGAGAGGACUGGAAACCUGUUCUCACAAUUAAUUCCAUCGUUUAUGGUCUCCAAUAUCUCUUCUUGGAGCCAAAUCCUGAGGAUCCACUAAAUAAGGAUGCUGCUGAGGUUUUACAGAACAACAGAAGGGCGUUUGAACAAAAUGUAUCGAAAGCUAUGCGGGGUGGUUAUGUAGGAUCAUAUUAUUUCGAACGGUGUCUCAAGUGAUACAGUGCCUCGUUGAUGAUACUGUAUAAGCUUCUUCAAGAACUCACUGUAGGUGAAAAGAUCCGAACAUACGAGAUAAAUGCAGGACCAUGUUACAGUGUCCUUGUUGUCACUUAUGUGACUGCAUUAACAUAUUUACUUUCUUUAUGUCUUGCCAGGCCUAUGUCUAUUUAAUCGAAAAAAUUCGAUUAACAAAUCUGCUGGCAAUAUCAUGCACACUGUUUACUCUUUCUGGUAAUUACCAAAAUCUUUAUCGGCCGUGGUAUUGUUUUAGUGAAUUUGAAAUGCAGUUAUGAGGAGAUUGUAGAAUUAUAGUUUGACAUAUUUGGCAGAUGAUAGAUGUUACGACGUAAGACACUUAAUUGUGUUAACAUAUAUACAAUAAUUCUGGACUAUCUUAAAUCAGCUUUACAUCUAUAGAUAUGUUAAUUUUUAUAAGGUAUUUAUUUCCCCAGAUAUAUAUAU
Harpegnathos saltator (Jerdon's jumping ant) is the source of this 1437-nucleotide messenger RNA. It is a transcript of the gene UbcE2M, whose product is annotated as NEDD8-conjugating enzyme UbcE2M. Bases 427 to 972 code for a protein of 181 amino acids. NCBI's taxonomy places the organism in Eukaryota, Metazoa, Arthropoda, Insecta, Hymenoptera, Formicidae. The record is from RefSeq and is a predicted model, not a curated record. The transcript has 4 exons.